This is a messenger RNA of Pseudogymnoascus verrucosus, 4491 nucleotides long. RefSeq lists its product as uncharacterized. Gene Ontology annotation, molecular function: polygalacturonase activity. The transcript is spliced from 4 exons. NCBI's taxonomy places the organism in Eukaryota, Fungi, Ascomycota, Leotiomycetes, Thelebolales, Thelebolaceae. The coding region runs from base 1 to 4491 and encodes 1496 amino acids. The record is from RefSeq and is a predicted model, not a curated record.
AUGGGGUCUUGGGCAGUCGGCCUCCUCACAUUACACCCCAAACGCGAAGCAAAAUGCGACUGCACUCCACUUCAACCCGCGGGUGGGCUAUGCCUCUCUGUUGCUCCUGCACCGGCCUAUAUGGUCGACAACCAGCACAACUACUUCCAUACAGCUCCUGACAAGGGGAAGCAGAACGGUCCCCUCUGGCGCUACUCUGGUAGCCUUAACAAGUACAUGACCAACCUUCGCGGCGGCACUGUUGUUCGUGGCGGUUAUGCCAAAUCGAACGGAACCAGGCGAACAACUCUCAAAGCCGCGGUGACCAAACGGCAGUCCUCCUCGGACUACUGGCUCGCGAGUCUUGGGUCUAAGGGAGCUCAACCAUUGGCCGGCGGAGAUGACUACCAGUUCUUCCGCAAUGUUGUCGACGACUUCGGGGCCGAUAAUUCGGGAGACACGGACACGACCGAGGCGCUCAACGCAGCCGUGGCCAGCUGGAACAGGGACUCGGUGGGGGGUGCCAAAACGCGGUGUGGCGAGGAUUGUGGCAACACAUUUGCGCAGGGUGCCAUCGUCUACUUUCCCCCAGGCACAUACAAGAUUUGCUCGCCUGUGAUCCAGUACUACUACACGCAGUUCAUCGGUGACCCCAACGACAUGCCCACCAUUAAGGGUUGUGAUACCUUCCAGGGCAUCGCGCUAUUCGAUACGGACCCCUAUAUCCCCGGGGGGUCGGGCUCGCAGUGGUACGUGAACCAGAACCAGUUCUUCCGCCAGAUCCGCAACUUCAUUUUUGACCUCAACGACAUGCCGGAAUCGACAGCAGAGAACGACCAGGACCUAGUGCCGACCGGUAUCCACUGGCAAGUGGCGCAGGCCACGUCGCUGCAAAACUUGGUAUUUAAAAUGCCUACAUCGAGCACCACGACGGCCGUUGGCAUAUUCUCCGAGAACGGCAGCGGCGGCUUCGUGUCCGACCUCGAAUUUAAUGGCGGAAACAUCGGCUGGCGCGCGGGUUCACAGCAGUAUACGGCACGUAAUCUGCAGUUCAACUCUUGCAACACAGCCGUGCAGAUGGUUUGGGAUUGGGGCUGGAACUGGCAGCAGAUCGAAAUUACCGGCGGCUCCAUCGCCUUUAACAUCUCGGGCACAGGCGGCGACACAGGCCAGGGCACGGGCAGCGUAUCCAUCAUCGACACUAUAAUUAGCGGUACAACCGUCGGCAUCCUGACGAACGGGCUAAAGUCGUCGCCUAAUAUUGUGCUAGACAACACCGUCUUUAAGGACGUGGCCAGCCCCGUCAUGGUGGAUGGCGGUGACACGAUCCUAUCCGGCAGUUCCGACUUGUGGGCAACAGGCAAGCGGUACAAUGGCUCAGUUGGCACGACCGAGACUGGGGACGUGACAGCACCUGCCAAGGCCAAAGGGCUCCUCGACUCCGACUCGGGAUUCCUCUAUGUGCGCUCGCGGCCGCAAUACGAGGACCUGAGUACCAGCUCCUUCCUCGUGGCAACCACCGACGGAGGGUGCAAGAAUGAUGGCACGGGCGAUCAGCAAUCCUGCAUCAAUUCCUUUCUGCAAAAGGCCGCAGCCGCGGACCAGGUGGCCUACUUCCCGGCCGGGAUCUAUACAAUCGGCGGCACCGUGCUGAUUCCCACAGGUUCGCGCGUGCAAGGCUCUUCGUGGUCGCAGAUCCAAGGGUCGGGCUUCUACUUCAGCGACAUGAACAACCCCAAGGUUAUGAUACAGGUCGGCAACAAGGGUGACAUCGGCACCAUGGAGAUCGUCGAGAUGCUUUUUUCAGUGCGUGGCGCCACGGCCGGUGCUGUCCUCAUGGAGUGGAACACAGCGGCAUCCGAGCAGGGCGCGGCGGCCAUGUGGGACUCUCACUUCCGCGUCGGCGGCGCCCUCGGCAGCGAUCUUGACUUUGCUACCUGCCCUAAGUUCAGCUCCAAGGACGAGUGUAUCGCGGCCUCGCUCAUGUUCCACGUGACGCCUCAGGGGAAUGGCUACUUCGAGAACGUGUGGGCGUGGGUAGGUGAUCAUGAUAAUGACGCGAGCGUCUUCAAUCAGCCCGACUCAACCAUCACGCAGGUUACCGUUUACGGGGCCCGCGGCACGUUGAUCGAGUCCCACGGCCCGUCAUGGUUCUACGGAAGUGGCUCCGAGCACACGGUGCUGUACAAUUACUUGCUCAGCGGGGCCAAGAACAUAUACAUGGGCCACAUUCAGACCGAGUCGCCCUACUACCAGCCUGUCCCUGGCGCCCCGGCGCCCUUUGGCGCGGCCGCGAGCUUUCCCAACGACCCAGACUUCAGCCAGUGCAAUAUCACGGCCAACACAGACAACGAACAGUGCCGCUAUUCUUGGGGACUGCAGGUCAUCGACUCGACCGACGUCACCAUCCACAGUGCUGGGCUGUACAGCUUCUUCAACGCCUAUUACCAGGACUGCAUAGACACUCACAACUGCCAGGAGCGCGUUCUUGAGGUUAAGGGGUCCACUGGAGUCGUCAUUUACAACUUGUUCACCGUUGCCAUCGUCGACGCAGCCAAUGGCAUUGAUGGCUCCAGCAUCCCCCAGGCAGACGUCCAGCGUGGCUUCACGACUGAGGUCAGCGUGUGGCUUCCCCUGCCGGGUGGUGACAAUAUCGACAUAGUCUGGGUAGGCACUGAAGUGUGGGAAACGCCGACGGUGACCUGCUCGUCGCCGCCCUGCAUGUUAAUCAUACCAACGAGCUCGCUGGCACAGGACACCACUAUCACGCCUAGCAAAUACAAAACCUCGUUUGAGUACGGCGGGUUUGUUCCCACCACGAUUGGCGGCAUAGGGACCACAGUCUUCGUAACAUCCACGACCACCGUGACUAUCACGAUCCCCACCAUUGUCACGAACGGCAUCGGCUAUUCCAACGUCAAUGUGACGGCCGCGGGACCGACGCCCAUCACCAUAUACCCUAGCAUCGACAUCCCACCUAUCGGCGUCACAUUGCCCGACGGCCACGGCGGCGAAACCACACGCACUGUCACCCUCCCGCCAUGGCCGCAGGUGAAUGGCGGGCCCACCAUCGAUUACACGGAUCCAGGCACCGUGCCUGUCGACACCGGCGGCAGCAGCGGCGUAGGUAAAGCCACCACGUACUAUACACCCAUCGGCGUCCCCGUCACAGUUUCUGGCGCAACCGUUACGACCCUUACGUUCCCAGCCACGACCGGAGCCAUCACCAUCUCCUGCCCGGCCGAGACGUCCGUCGUCUUUGCCACGCCACCCAUUGCCGUUGCUACGACAUGUACCAACGCAGGCUCGCUUACAUUCAACUUUGUCUGCCCAACUACUAAGGUGGUCACCUUCCUUGCGUCCACCAUUGCGAUGGUCUCCGUCGACUGCUCUCUAGUCACGACCUGGAGCACAGGCCAAGCCGCUUCUACUACGACGCCGCUGCCCAUCUGGGCCACCUGGCCUGUCUACGGCCAGAUCAUCCCUGUUACGACGAGCAUCGACAAGCCCCAGCCGACCGAUGACGGCGUGGUUGUGCCUUGUAAGGCGUGGUUCUUCUUCAUCUGCAUCUCAUGGGGAGAGCUUCACAUCAACGCCUGGCACUGGGUCUUGCCGCCGGGAAUUUACGGUCCCGGUCCCCCACCCAUCGGCCUGAUCAGGUGGCCGCCUGGCAUUACCAUCAAAGGAAACCUGCCGAACUGGCCCAAGAUCACCAUCGGACGCGACAAUCAGAUCACGACCGAGGAGGAGGGCGAGUGCGAGACACAGACGGCUGAGGCCUGCACAACCACAACCUUCGUCUCGGCCGACUCAACGCUCUCGUCGGCCUCCAUGUGCGAGACCAUCUCGGGCUGCUCUAUAAGCGUCUCGGACGAGUCUACCACGGUCAUUGGCACGCAGACGCCGGCGCCCAUCGGCACCUGGCAUGACGAGGUCUGGGCCACCAUGACUUUAGGUGAUGCCUUUAGUAACUCGGUCUACGACGCCCUGAGCGCGCAGAUGGCCCGCGAUGAGGCCAGCGGCGAUGGCACGACCAUUAGCUUCACGCCAGGGCCCACAGCCGGACCAACGUGCGCGGGAGCCACCACUGCCUGUGGCGGCACGCUUUGCUCUGGUUACUAUUGCACGCCCACCCCAACCGGCUACCCACCCGGCUUCCAGGACCCACAGGAUCCCAGCUCGGGCGGCUACUCGGCGCCCACGACAAGCAUCGGCGGCUCGACGACGACGACCAAACCGCCGACCAGCACCUGCACCGUCACCAACGUGUGCAAUUGCAAUGAGAGUGGUUGUGAUGCGUGCUCACCAACUUGCUGCGCUAACGGCACGUGCGGUUCUGAUGUGUGCACCAUCACCGGAGUGUGCAACUGCAAUGAGAGUGGGUGCGACGCGUGCUCGCCGGCUUGCUGCGCCAACGGCACCUGUGGGGACACCUCGGUAGCACCUCCGACGUCAACGGCUGUUGAUCCCUGCGCGGGGUUCGACUGUCGGGCUUGCGGGUCGCCAUGGUAG